Messenger RNA from Medioppia subpectinata, 522 nucleotides. Lineage: Eukaryota; Metazoa; Arthropoda; Arachnida; Sarcoptiformes; Oppiidae. The record is from the annotation of a GenBank genome assembly.
ACAGUGGCCGCGCAGGACAUGGAGUUGGCGGCACUCAAGCAGAAGUGCAAGCGGUGGCGCGAGUCGGCCAAUCUUAGCAACAGAGAACUCGUGAGCAAUAAGUUUGUACUCCAAAGAGUCGAAGCCAUGUACGAGUCGUCGGCCGCUGUGGUGGCGGACAUUGUCGAAGACAUCGCCCGGCGAGCGAUUAAUGGCGUCAAUCGGCAGUUGCAGGACAUGACCGAAGCCCAGACGGCGGCCGCAGCCGACAGAGUGCGACACAUGUGGGCCCAGAGAGUAGUCAUCGAUGGAAAGGCCAACGAUAUGACCAGAGAUCCCAAUAAAUUUCAGUGCCCGGAGUGUCGGAAGGAAUAUAAGGGCCACAUCUGUCUCGUCAAACACAUCGCGCGAACGCAUCCGCGGGUGACACCGAUGGACACGACCGGCGCCACCACCGCCUCAGCCCCGGUCGCCGCCGUCUCAGCUCCGGUCGCAGCCAAUGAUAUUGUCAUCGAAGAGAUCAGUCUCAGUGAUGAUGAGUGA